Molecule: messenger RNA, 1428 nt
Organism: Histoplasma mississippiense
Lineage: Eukaryota; Fungi; Ascomycota; Eurotiomycetes; Onygenales; Ajellomycetaceae
Product: c-2428 sterol reductase
Exons: 5
Coding region: 1-1428 (475 amino acids)
Biological process (GO): ergosterol biosynthetic process
Cellular component (GO): endoplasmic reticulum membrane
Molecular function (GO): Delta24(24-1) sterol reductase activity
Source: RefSeq, a predicted model, not a curated record
AUGGCGGGACAAGAGGCUAGGAGUGACGUCCGCCAGCGCAAAAAGGAAACUAAUGCCAUCCACCCAAAAAACACAACAGCAAUAGCCAAGCAGACAUCAACGGAUGAUGAGGCCGAGUUUGAGUUCGGGGGUGUGUUGGGUGCGUGUGUUAUAAUUAUUGGAUCCCCAUUGAUCAUGUACUAUAUGUAUAUCGGGGCGACGUUUUACGACGGCAAAUUUCCCACUCGAGAAGAGGGCCAAAGCUUCUCAGAGUUCCUCGUGCACCUAGUGGAUCUGGCAUACACUCAUGCUUUCCCGCAUCGGAGAGCCUGGAUAAUAUAUUGGACAAUGAUGGUGCUCGAAGGCGCUGGUUAUCUUCUGCUCCCCGGUGUAUAUGGCAAGGGAAAGCGACUGGCCCACGUGGGCGGCAAGCAGCUUGACUACUACUGCUCAGCUCUAUGGGCAUGGUACCUGACAAUUGCCGUGGCUGUGGGAUUGCAUGUAUCCGGUGUCUUUAAGUUAUAUACGCUCAUCGACGAAUUCGGACCCUUGAUGAGCGUGGCGAUCUGCUCUGGGCUUCUGUGCUCCUUUGUAGCGUAUUUCUCGGCCAUUGUGAGAGGUGUACAACAUCGCAUGACUGGGUCCGCUAUCUAUGACUUCUUUAUGGGCGCGGAGCUUAAUCCGCGUAUGUUUGGAUUGUUGGAUAUCAAAAUGUUCCUCGAAGUCCGUAUCCCGUGGUAUUUGCUCUUCCUUUUUACACUGGGGGCGGCCUUUAGACAGUUUGAACAGCUCGGUUAUGUUUCUGGGGAGGUCUGCUUCCUCCUCAUGGCGCAUUUCCUUUACGCCAAUGCAUGCGCAAAGGCAGAAGAACUCAUCAUCACCAGCUGGGACAUGUACUAUGAGAAACUUGGCUUCCUCCUUAUCUUCUGGAAUAUGGCCGGUGUACCAAUGACAUACUGCCACUGCACCCUAUACCUGGAUAGGAACCAUCCGUCGACUUAUCAUUGGAGCCCUUGGGCGUUGGCAUUCCUUUACGUUUCGUAUGUCUUUGCUUAUUGGGUGUGGGAUACAAGUAAUAGUCAGAAGAAUAUGUUCCGGGCGCAGGAACAUGGUUUCAUGGUGGAUCGCAAAACAUUCCCACAGCUCCCCUGGAAAGUCGCUAAAAACCCGGAAUGUAUCCGCACCGAAACAGGAGAUUCUAUUUUGUGCAGUGGAUGGUUCGGACUGGCGCGCAAGGUGCAUUACACAUGUGACUUUUAUUUUGCCGGUUGCUGGGGCUUAAUCACCGGGUUUACAUCGCCUUUCCCCUGGUUCUAUCCAGUAUUUUUUACCGUGAUGAUAAUCCAUCGGGCUCGAAGGGAUAUCCAUCGCUGCCGGAUAAAGUAUGGUGCAGCUUGGGAAGAGUAUGAACGCAGAGUUCCAUAUCUUUUCAUUCCGUAUGUCAUCUGA